Cantharellus anzutake is the source of this 525-nucleotide messenger RNA. RefSeq lists its product as uncharacterized. Lineage: Eukaryota; Fungi; Basidiomycota; Agaricomycetes; Cantharellales; Hydnaceae. The record is from RefSeq and is a predicted model, not a curated record. The transcript has a single exon. Bases 1 to 525 code for a protein of 174 amino acids.
AUGGCACCUACCAGUUCAACUGCUCCAAAGAGGGGCAUCUCGCCUGGAUGGGACAGUCACAUGUCAGUUAAGGAACCAGCUAAGAAGAAGCACAGAGGUGGCAAGUUGAGCAAGGGAAAGAUUGAGGAGUUGGUGUUGAAGAAGAAAGAGUUCCUACAGUAUUUGGAGGAAAAGGGCGAUGAAUGGGGGGUUUCUUCUGCAUUUCUGCUGUGCAGCAUGAAUCUCAGCAAGAGUCUUCAAACUUCGAAAACCACCAUUGCUUGGAAUAAGUUCCAGCACGACUUCGCUCAGGACUGUGAGGGGGAUUAUUCUGCCGUGAAGGCGUCAGCCAUGUUCAACAAACUUCAUGAUGAGCAUGGCGGUGAAGGCUCAGAGGACUGGAAGGAUCACUGCAAGAAGAUGGUGGCACAGUUCAACAUGGAGAAGCAAGAGGCGAUCAAAGACAUGGCUCUUGUUGAUAACAAUCAAGCAGUUGCCAUGAAACGGCUUGAGGGAGAACUCAGGGGCACCAUUGACCUUGCUUGA